CUGUCACGAUGGGUGGUUUUCUUGAAAGUUUCGGUCGAUGGGAACCGAGGUACGAUCGGGGCCUGAGGAUUCCUUUCGGUCUCCCCAUCAGCACCAUGGGUCUGGUCUGCCGUCCGCUGCCCAGCAGGUGUCGAAACUUCCUGAGUUGCGGGCAGUUUUGUAGGAUGUGAGUCCGUGUCUGGACCGCUGCGCCGCACUGGCAUUAUUGGCUCUCUGUAUGAAUGCCGAAGCGCUGGUAGUAUUCCCCAAUGUGCGCGAAGUGAUUAGGAGUCGAAGGUAUAUACGGAUCGGGCUGACACCACGGCAAAUACCGGGAAGCAACCUAGUCACCAGACCCAGACAUAACAGUUUCUACCCUCGUCAUUGCUUCAUGGCAAUGUACUUAUGGGAGCCACACAUGAACCCAACAUCCCACGGCCCAACCCAGGCUGAAGGAGAACGUUCAACGCGCAGCCGAACGCCGGCACGACAGGAGUCGGAAUGCCCAGCAGGGAGGGUCACUCUCAUAUAUGUCCGCCUCACAAUAAGAGCCAACGUCCAGCCAAAGGCCUUGCCUUCCCCUUUCUGGCUGAUAUUUCAUGUUGUCUCUUUGGCCGGGGCUAAUCCAGGGGUUCCGCUACUAUACGAUAUGGGACUUGGACUUUUCUCUGAAUUCUUUAGGAUAGUGUGCGCCUCGGGCCCGCGCCGUUCGAGUGUCCAUAUUCAGCCCACCACUCCCACAUUUCCGAAUGUCUCUGAUCCCUUCAAUAUGCUUGGGCACCAAUUUUCUAUUCCGGCCAGUGAAAGUUUGGCUGAGGCAUCGACCUCAAUUUUAGGGCGGAUAACCUAUAUUACUCGUCCCGCAAUCGAAGGCAGCUUGCUGUUCGGGAGCCUCAGUUGAUUUUUUGAACCUGUGUCGUUCCGAAUGGGAAUCAACUGCCUCCAGAUUCGUUUUGGAGGCGUUCUUCGUGUGUUGGCUCAUUCUAUCUGGGAAUAGGUUCCUUUCGAAGCAAAAUUGUAUUGGGCUAACUCCCACCCCAACGACAACUCAAUCAAGCCGACGUCAACCAGUCACAGGGCGAAUCAAACCAAGCAUCAUAUUGUACAUUGACUGUUACUUGCUUAUUGGAGCUAGAAAUGGGACUGCGGUCUUGC
Cantharellus anzutake is the source of this 1134-nucleotide messenger RNA. RefSeq lists its product as uncharacterized. The record is from RefSeq and is a predicted model, not a curated record. NCBI's taxonomy places the organism in Eukaryota, Fungi, Basidiomycota, Agaricomycetes, Cantharellales, Hydnaceae. The coding region runs from base 218 to 880 and encodes 220 amino acids. The transcript has 3 exons.